AUGGUUGUCGCGACCCUAAUUCACCCUGAAUAUGUCUUUGUCACACCUGGGUACCUUCCUGAACCCCCUCAACCAGGUGCCAAGGCUGGCCAGCCAGUCGGGAUCUACUGCCCAACCUGCCAUGCUGGCCUUAAGUAUUGGACUCCUAAGGCUGACGCGUGGUUAAUCGGGCCCCCCACACCAGCUUGCGCACAAGAGGUGAUUCCUUUUUAUAGGCAAGUACUCCAACCACAACCCCGCAAACACCCUUUCCAAGGACACGUGAUGCAAGGCCCUAUUGUGUCAAACACUCCAAGCUGGUCACCACCACUCUAUACCCCCACUGCUAGCUCAUUGCUUCCACCACCUCAACUGUUGACUGCACAAUCUACCGCCUCAACAUCUGGACCUCACCUCAGUACGCCACCAAUUCCUUGCAAGAGACAAUCACAAGGACCUGUUUCAAAGGGACAUUGGAACAACACUAACAAGGAAUGUAGAUUCAAAUUUUGUCAGACGGUAUGGUAG
This is a messenger RNA of Melampsora larici-populina 98AG31, 507 nucleotides long. RefSeq lists its product as uncharacterized. The record is from RefSeq and is a predicted model, not a curated record. NCBI's taxonomy places the organism in Eukaryota, Fungi, Basidiomycota, Pucciniomycetes, Pucciniales, Melampsoraceae. The transcript is spliced from 2 exons. The coding region runs from base 1 to 507 and encodes 168 amino acids.